UUUGUGUGUGCGUCGCGGUGUUAUGCAGGUGGUGCGGUGCCGUCCUUGCUGAAAAAAUGAAAAUGGUCCGUGGAUAGUUGCCCGUUACACGUGAUUAUAAAAAUUGUAUUAUAUUUUUUAUAUUUAAAACAAAAUAUUCGCCGUCAAACUGGGUGCCAAAACGGUGGAAAGAUUUUUUAAUUUGGCGGACGAUAGCUUCGUCGAAGAUGUCAACGACGACCUGAAAUGUUUUAUAUCAGAGAAAAAAGUUGACAGUGUGCUGGUGUUCCCUCCUGUGAGCAACUACCGUCGUUUCCUGAUCCACCGCUGCGUGGAGAGACUCGCGCGUCCCGAUCUCGCCACAUUUUCAAUAGGAGUCAGCGACGAGCGUCGCACUGUCGUCUGCUACAGGGAGCGCAUCUUAAGUGAUGAAGCUUGCGCACUUCCAGCCAUGGUACUGACAGUGGGCAACCGCGAAGAUGCGACCCUUAACAACGAUGGCGCGGCGGCGGAGUGCAGGCCUGCGCAAGCGCAGCGUCGGCAGCCUCAGGAAAAGAUCAGGUCAGGAUCAGCGAAACCGAGGCGACCGGACCGUGCUGUGUACGUACCGCGAGCGUUACGUGGCGCUGACAAUAGCUCCUCUGACGAGGCGAAGGCCGACCCCCAACGGAGGAGCAGCCGCAGCGUGGAGCCCAAGUGCCCCAAGUCCCCAAGUGGCAGGGACAAGUCGGCUCAUGGCACGCCCAAGCGAUCUAUAGACAAGAACUUCUGUAAUGUGUAUACUCCACCGCACCUCAGGAACCAACGGUCUCACACCAGCAUAGCCAGUCCUCCGCCUCCAGAAGACAACGACUCGCUCCCGGACUGCCCAGUGCCAAAUAGUGAUAGUGCAAUAUCCUUUAGUGAUAAUAGUUAUAACGAAGUAGAAGUAGGAGAGACAUUUUAUAUUGGUGAUUAUUUUGCAAAUGGACAGCUGGGUUUCUACAACCCCACAUACUACGAGUACGAUAGUAGGGACCUCGAGAGUUACGCCGACGAGGGGUUCACAAAUGAUCACGUGACCAUGGAGGACACUCAGCAGAGGAUCAUCGACGGAGACUACGUCUACAGCAAGGACGAAGACGAUGAACAGAACGAGCUUAAACGAGCAUCCAAAGAAAUAAAUAGAAGUACCAAGAGAAUUAUAAAACAGAGUUUCGAUUCUGACGUCCUAGUGAUAUCGGACCCGGUAGAAGAAGAAAAAGUGAAACAGACUGAAAUCGAACAGAAGGAGAAAGUUGUAGAGAAGAAAACGAAACCGAAAUUGGAGGCGAAGGUGUCUUUGAAACGCGACGAGAACGACUGGGAGACUGUUUACGAUGAUAGCGGCGAGUGUUUGGAUCCGUCCCUUCUUGAAGAAUUGACUUCCACAGUGGGAAAGGUUCAUAUAACCAAAGCGAAGAAUAACUACGACCAGUAUCAGACGCGUGGUCAGGCGUUGUUCAACGGGCCCUACGACGAGACGUUCGCGCACGUCGUGGAGGUGUACGACUUCCCCAGCGAGUUUAAAACGAACGAUCUUCUCUCUCUGUUCAGUGAAUACAAGGAUACUGGCUUUGAAAUCAAAUGGGUUGAUGACACGCAUGCACUUAUUGUCUUCAGCAGCGCUAAAAUUGCUGCUGAAGUUCUAUCAACGCAGCGCUCACUAGCUCGGUGUCGUCCUCUACACGCCGCCACACUUGAAUCUAGAAAUAAGGCCAAGAAAUGCGCGGAAUUCCUUCAACCGUAUAGACAGCGUCCGGAGACGUGUACUGCGCUGGCGCGGCGACUGGUGUCGGGCGCGCUGGGUGUGAGGCUCAGCACUGCGCGGCAGGAGCGCGCUGAGGAGCGCCGGCUCAUCACCAUCGCCAGAGAGAAAAAGCGUCAAGCAGCGCUACACAAGGAGGCGGCUUGGGACGGCUCUCUCGCCAACCAGUCCGUACAUGACUCCUGAGGUGGUCUGAAACUUCUCCAGGUGUAUAACUUCCAGGUCCAGUUUGAACUUCAAUACUGACCGUAAGCUCUCAAAUUUAAAAUUUAGA
This is a messenger RNA of Papilio machaon (common yellow swallowtail), 2039 nucleotides long. RefSeq lists its product as uncharacterized. The coding region runs from base 431 to 1951 and encodes 506 amino acids. Gene Ontology annotation, molecular function: mRNA binding; RNA 7-methylguanosine cap binding. NCBI's taxonomy places the organism in Eukaryota, Metazoa, Arthropoda, Insecta, Lepidoptera, Papilionidae. The transcript is spliced from 9 exons. The record is from RefSeq and is a predicted model, not a curated record.